Molecule: messenger RNA, 1327 nt
Organism: Osmerus eperlanus (European smelt)
Lineage: Eukaryota; Metazoa; Chordata; Actinopteri; Osmeriformes; Osmeridae
Product: alpha-2C adrenergic receptor-like
Exons: 1
Coding region: 1-1005 (334 amino acids)
Biological process (GO): neuropeptide signaling pathway
Cellular component (GO): plasma membrane
Molecular function (GO): G protein-coupled peptide receptor activity
Source: RefSeq, a predicted model, not a curated record
AUGGAAUCGGAAGAGUGGAUUGAAGCUUUCGUUCGAGUUUUCAUGUGCCUUUUCGGUAUCAUAGGAAACUGCUGGCUGGGUUUUCGUUCUCUGCCCGGGCCCCAAAACCCCCUGCGCACCAACGAGCUCCUCUUUUUAAACCUGGCCGCCUCCAACCUCUUGACCAACUGCCUGGUGGACCUCCCUGACACCAUGUCAGACUUCGCAGGUGAAUGGUUCAUGGGCAAAGCUUACUGCUCCAUCUUCCUCUUCUUUGCCGACUUGUCUGAGACCAGUAGCAUAUUCUCCACCUUGUUCAUCAGUGUGUUCUGGAACCAGAAGCUGGUGGGGUCUCUAAAACGCGGCGGGGCGCCCGUGCGUCUAGAUAACCUGCGGUUGGUGACCUCUCUGUUGGCCGGAAGCUGGAUAGUUUCUGUUGCCUUCAGUGUCCCACAUUUCUUUUUUGCGGAUUUGGAGGGGGACAACGCGAGCCAAGAGUGUGUAGAGUACUACCCCUCAGAAACAGCCAUGGUGACUUACGAGACACUGUACUUAACAUUGGCUAACGCAGUCCCCAUAGCUGGUACAGUGUUCGCGAGCCUCCAGAUAGUUGUCACUCUUCUCCAGCACAGGACUCGUGUCCAGGGCCUGUCCGCCGAAUCCCACAACAACACAGGUAACGCUCCACCCAACAAAGAGACAACAAGAAGCACAAACAAUGAUCAGAGAAGCAGCGGUACUUCUAAAAACCAGGAGGGUCCAGUCAGUGACCUUGUCCGGACGCACGUAGCGGAACGUAACCCGGGCUCCAGCUCUCAGGUGAGGGCAGCCAAGAGCGUGGUGGCCGUGGUCACGGUGUUCCUGGUGUGCUGGCUAACUCAUCUCAUACUACGCAUCACCAGCAGCGUCAACAGCUCCAGUCUGGUAAUGGAGAUCGCCAGCUAUAUUGCAGCCUCCUACACCAGCAUCAUCCCCUACAUCUUUCUGUACGGAGUGAAAAAACUGACUUGCUUCUGCAGACGCUAAGACAGAACUGGUGCUCUGUGCAGCCGUGCCGCAGUCGGAACUUCAUGAGGCCAUCAGAUGGGUCCAGUAGCUUAGUUAAUUUUGGGGUGGCACAUUUAUCGAAAGGCCUAGUUUCUGUACUGUGUUCAACUGCUGAAUGGGGGUAUUUUAAAAAGCGUAAAGUUUGUCAAUCAACGCGAGGGUGGUUUUGGCGUAGCCAGAGAGAGCAGUGGCAUCUCUUGCUACCAAGGCUGUGCCGACGAUUUAGCUGUAUUUUUUAACUUGGCAUUAGCCUGUCUUUAAUCAUCGUUAUUUGUGAUUAAAAUAUUGUUAAUGGUUUCAA